Messenger RNA from Loxodonta africana (African savanna elephant), 2104 nucleotides. RefSeq names its product sperm microtubule associated protein 2 like (gene SPMAP2L). The transcript is spliced from 10 exons. The record is from RefSeq and is a predicted model, not a curated record. Lineage: Eukaryota; Metazoa; Chordata; Mammalia; Proboscidea; Elephantidae. Bases 1 to 1515 code for a protein of 504 amino acids.
AUGGAGGACCCAGAUUUUUCAGUUUCCUCCGCGCCGUUGGAGGCGACCGAUGGGAAUGACACGACAGAAAUGUCCACGGGGCCUCAGGUCUUCCAGGAGCCGCUUGUGCUCAGGUUCCUCGACGUGCUCGACAACCCAGAGGAUUCCGAGGAGGCCGAGUUGGCCAGGCAGUCCGAGGUGCCUGAGCAGUCCGAGGAGCCCGGGGAGACCGAGGAGCUCGGGGAGUCUGAGGCGCAGGAGGAGUCUGAGGGGCCUGGGGAAUAUGAGGAAUCUGAGGAGCCCGAAGAGCAGGGCGAGCAAGACGAGUCAGAAGAGUCCGAGGAGCUCAGUGAGCCCCACAGGGCCCCUGAGCCCCACGAACCUCCCGAGGUCAACGAGACGCAGGAGCUCGGAGAAGCCGGGUUGCUUCCCUGCGCGGUGACUAUCUCGCCGUCCCUGGUGGUCAGGCCCCAGCCACCGGUUCUGCUGUCUUCCACGUGCGAGUCGCCCUUUGAAAUCUUCUAUUCAGCUCUUUUACUUCAUCAUUUUUCUUUUCGACUACAUCUGUGGAAAGAGACAAUGGAAAAGCUCAGUAUCUUCAGUCAGAACAAGGCCAGAGGCCAGCUGUGGAAGAGACAUCCUGUUUCUGGUAAAUUUGUAAGGAAAUGUUCUUUUUCUAGGAAAAGAAUCCAUGAUCUUGCUAAGCCUAAAAAACAGUGGGGAACACCAGAUAGAAAAUUGUUCUGGGGAAAUCAAGAUCCUAUUCGCCCUAUUUCCCAGAGUGCUUUGAAGGCUCAGCCGACCAAAAGACUUCAGCACCUUGCCCAGCCCAAGAAAGUCUCUCACCGAUAUGUACCUAACAGAUCUCUCUAUUACUACAGCUGUGGGAGAGAGUCUGUAAUCUGGGAGACCCCUUGUCCUGCACUAUUUUUCCAAUGCUCCAAAAGGAUCCAGAAGUUGGCACAGCCCAAGAGAUACAAUGAAGACCAUCUAAGAAAUAGGCCCUUCAGUGAUGGGGUAAGAAAUUCUUUACAAAUCCCUAAUGCUUCACCUCGGAUAUUACGACUCUCUAUAGCCAAAGGCACAGAUCCAAACUAUCUCCCUCCAAAAAAAACUGAAACAAGGAUUUCAAUUUCUACUCUGAAUGCUGUUGCAACUCCAAGAAUUGUAGACCUUGCCCACCCAAGGAUCAAGUUAGAGGGUCUGUGCUAUGAGAGAGAAAGAAGUGAAGCACCUGUCCGUCCUAUACCCCCUGCUGCCCUACAAGCUCAAGCUAGCCCUCGAAUAACAGUUCUAGCUAAGAGCAAGCCUCUUCAUCAAGAUUAUUUACCGGUCCGUGAUGCCCACUGGCCAGUAUCUUACGCUGCUACCCAUCCCAAACUUUCUUCCAGAAUUCAGGAGCUAGCUAAUCCAAAUACAAGGACUCCUGUGCGUAUUGUAUAUUACGAUCCAGAGGUCUUUAAAGUCAAGCCGGCUGCUAUGAAGGCACAAUGUUCUCCGAGGAUCCGGGAGUUGGCAGAACCUCUUAAGCGUUAAACGAAGAAAACCACACCUUUCACCCUAGUUAUGUAUCUAGAACACAUAGUAGGUGACUUAGUUUCCUUCUCUGGUACUGUCAUUUUCACCCCCACAAAAAAAAAAUCAAAUAAACAUAAGGCCUCCAAGGAAAACCACUGUAACCAUCAUAUUGCAAUUGCUGCUGUUACCUGUAAACAUUCCUUUAGCAGGUUUUGGAACUCUAUCAAGCAAUAAAAGAAAAUGAUAGCCUGCCUUAUUAUCCUUACUGUCUCCUCACAAGCAUCUUGGCCGUCUCACUGCUUGGGCUGACCCGAAGAAAGACUCCUCCUUAUAACUGCAGGGUUUGCUUUUCAUUUCCUGGUGAGUUCCAUGUUCCCCAGUCCCUUCCUGGGAAUGAGAUCAUUCUUUCUGUUACUUUGCCAACCACUCUUCCUUUCCUAGAAAUAACACUGAAAUGGUGAAGCCUUUUUGGAUAAAUUGAAAUGCUCUUUAUAAUCUGUGGAUGAUAUUUAGGAAACAGGCUACUUAAAUGGUCACAUCUCUGUUCCUUCACUUAUGCUCAGUGCGGCUUACCAUGAAUGACCGAAAGAGCAAGACGUUUGGUAAG